UCUUGCCUCAGCCUCCCGAGUGCUGGGAUUACAGGCGUGCGCCACCACGCCCAGCUGGGGUGGAGAGCUUGGAAGAGAGCUGUACACAUCCUGGAGGCCCCGAGGUCCGACUCAGCCUCCAGUCCAAGGACUUCGGCGAGGGACCUUUGCACUUGCCAGGCAGGCCCUUGUGCCACUGAGCUAGAUCCCCAGCCCUAUGAGAGCUUUCCUGAAGAACAGGGAAUGAAGCUAGAAAACGCAAAUGGCUCCCCACCAGCUGACUGCCCACGGUACAGCGUCCACCGCCGCAGUAGGGAGCGUGGGGCUGUGGGCCGGACCUGGCGUUGGCCGGGUCGCCGAGGCCAGGCCUCUGCCACAAGCGUCACAUGGCCCGCACUGCGCUGCCGCAGGACCUCGCACUCCGCUUCCUUUCUGGUCCGAGGAGCGUGACUCACCCCCGCGGCAACGACCACUCUUGUCAUUGUCAUCCCUGCACUGCCCACGCGCGUGCGUGACGUCCGCGCUCAUGCGCGCAAAGGUUAGACCCAAAUUUAUCAGACCCAGCAGGAAGUUGUGCGGGAAAUCAAAGCCAGUGGUAAAAAUAACUAUUCCAUUUCCACGCAGGAGGAUGCUUCGAAAUUGGCACCUCCGCCGGCGUCGGCAGUCCGCCCACUGCGGCUGGCUGCUCCAGCGCAGGCUGCGGAGGAGGAGCUGCCGAGCCGUGCCGGUGCCCCUCCUUCCUCUCCCGGUUAUACAUUCAUUAGUACAUGCUUACACCGUGACUGCGUGCGCCACGGGGAGCCCGCACAUGCACAUGACACCUCCUAAUUCUGUUUAUGUCCCCGUCCGCAUCUUCAGGAACGUAUUUUAACGACAGUUAUCGUGCUUUACUGUAUACUUAUUUCUU
Messenger RNA from Chinchilla lanigera (long-tailed chinchilla), 886 nucleotides. RefSeq lists its product as uncharacterized. The coding region runs from base 242 to 850 and encodes 202 amino acids. The transcript is spliced from 2 exons. NCBI's taxonomy places the organism in Eukaryota, Metazoa, Chordata, Mammalia, Rodentia, Chinchillidae. The record is from RefSeq and is a predicted model, not a curated record.